CUCUUUGGAACCCUUUCUCUCUCCUUUUCCCACUCUCUCUCUCUACUCACGCCUCUUUUCCGAGAUCCACCACUCUCUCUACAGCAAAACCCUAGAACUCAAACCUUCCUCCUCCGCAUCUAGAGAGAGAAACACACAGACUGUACAUCAAACGUUCGCUCUUUCCACUGACCUGAUCCGAUACAAAUCCAGUGCUUUAAAUAGGAGUUCGAUUGAUUGACGAUGGCAGCGGAAGCAGCAGUGGCAGUAGCGGCAGUAGCACCAGUUUCUGCUCAAGUUGUUGCGAAUGCAUUUGUGCAGCAAUACUAUCAUAUAUUGCAUCAUUCGCCAGGGCUUGUAUUCAGGUUUUACCAGGAUAUAAGCAAGCUUGGACGUCCUGAAGAGGAUGGAUCCAUGUGUAUCACUACGACAAUGCAAGCAAUAAAUGAUAAGAUACUCUCACUCAACUAUGGAGAUUUCAGAGCAGAGAUCAAGUCUGUGGAUGCCCAAGAAUCCUUUAAUGGCGGGGUGCAUGUCCUUGUAACUGGAUAUUUGACUGGGAAAGACAACUUGAUCCGGAAUUUCUGUCAAACUUUCUUCCUAGCACCGCAAGAUAGGGGGUACUUUGUCUUGAAUGAUAUGUUUCGAUAUGUAGAGACUGCCGGUCAGCAUGAUACAGUCCACGUUCCAGUAAUUGAUGCUGUGGCUCCUGUCACGCCAGAGCAAAUUGUUGCAGAUCCACCUACAGUACCGCAGAAUCACAUUCCCGAGCAAAGCACUCCACCAGCGGAGGAAGCUGAUGUGGGAGAAGUUUACAACCCAUCUGAGAAUGGUGAUGUGACUAUUGUUGAAGAGGAAGUGCCUGUGUCUGAGGUUGUCGAUGAAGUCCAAGAUGGCUCUGAAGUGGUAGCUGAAUCUGACAACAAAACUGGGGAAGUUCCUAAGAAGUCAUAUGCUUCAAUUGUCAUGCAUCUCAAGGAAAGUGCUGCAACCUUCUCCCCUCCUCCAGCACCUGCUUCUAGGAAGCCUAUGACAAAGAGUGUUGUGCAAGUGAAUCAGCCUGCUGCCACAGCAACUGAUGGCCCAUAUUCCAGUUCAGAUACCAUUGAUAACAUAAAUAACACAGAAGCAGCUGAUGGCUACUCAAUCUAUAUAAAAGGCUUGCCUAUGAGUGCAACUGUGGCAUUACUUGCGGAUGAGUUCAAGAAGUUUGGGCCAAUAAAAAAUGGAGGAAUUCAAGUCAGAAGUAACAGGCAACAGGGAUUUUGUUUUGGAUUUGUGGAAUUUGAAGUGGAAAGUGCUGUGCAAAAAGCAAUCGAGGCUUCUCCAGUUCUCAUUGGUGAUCGGCAAGCAGUGGUUGAGGAAAAGAGGUCUACUAAUUCUCGACUUAACACCAGAGGUGGUGGUAGGUUUCAAUCCGGAAGGGGUGGUGGAUUCAGGAACGAUGGAGGAAGAGGGCGAGGAAACUAUGUAGGUGGCAGGGGCUAUGGUCGAGAUGAUUUUAAUGGAAGAAAUGAGUUCAACAACAGGGGUGGGAAUCGUGGGGGUUCAUCAAACCGUGGAGGUGAAGGAUAUCGGCGAGCUGACAAUACAGGUGGUGGGCGAAUGAGUCGUGGUGGUGGAAUGUCUAAUGGAACAGCCAAAACCCCGACACCUCGCUAUUCUGCUACAGCUUGAAGAGUAGUAGCUUAGUAUUAUUAUUUGAAUUGACAUUUAAAAUGAUUUAUUUUUAAGCUGAAGAGAAAUUUUGUCAAGAGCUAUGAUGUUUCUCAAAAAGCUCUUUUUGCUAAGUUUUCUAGUUCAAUUUUUUUUUUUCUGGUUAAUCGGAUGGGUGGAGGAAGGAAUGAAGUUUUUUUUUUUUUUUUAAGUAGAUUUCUUUGUGUAGCAUACGGGUGUUGGAGCCCCUAGCAAGAGAUUAUACGUCAUUCGUGGGCUUUUGCCUUUUUUGUAUUGAAUUAUUGUUGGGGGCUUGUGGAAAUUUAUUUAUUUUAAUUUC
This is a messenger RNA of Solanum tuberosum (potato), 1975 nucleotides long. Its product is annotated as putative G3BP-like protein. Gene Ontology annotation, molecular function: mRNA binding. Lineage: Eukaryota; Viridiplantae; Streptophyta; Magnoliopsida; Solanales; Solanaceae. Gene Ontology annotation, cellular component: cytosol; ribonucleoprotein complex. The record is from RefSeq and is a predicted model, not a curated record. The transcript has 10 exons. The coding region runs from base 223 to 1656 and encodes 477 amino acids.